AUGCUCAUGAUUGGCCUCAUUCGACUGACCAACUAUGACACAAGGUUCGGAGCAGACACAUACCUCGUUGGCGAGUUUGCAUCUCACUACAUCAACACCAUGCAAGAGAAAGACGAAAACGGCUUUGUUAAGGUGGCCACUACGAUCAAGCACUGGAUCUAUGGCUCGAGCAGUGGUGGCGUCAACACAGCUAGCAUGCAGGGCGGACUGAACCACAUUCUGAACGACAUCGGGGCCCCAUACGUCAAGGCUAUCAGAGAGGCCAGCCCCCUAUCUCUCAUGGUCUCAUAUGCAAGCGUGGAUCAGGUACCCAUGUCCAGGAAUAAGUAUCUCAACAAGGACAUUUUGAGGGACUUACUGGGCUUCAAGGGGCUGAUUAUGUCCGAUGCCGGCUCGAUUAGAAACAUGUACACCCAGUCGAAGGUGGCCAAGUCGUAUGCCGAUGCUGGCUUGAAAGCCCUUCGCGGUGGGUUGGAGCAUGAGCUAUCUCCGCGACCACCAUCCGCCUUCCCAACACUCAUCGAUUCGAUAAAUAACACGGAGAUCGCGGGGCUCAUCGACGAGGCAGUGCACGCAAUUCUGCAGAUCAAGUUCGCAACUGGAACUUUCGAUCUUCCUCUACCCUCCAUCGAAAACAUGAACGCUACCCUUCGGAACGAAAGACACCUCGAAAUCAACCGGAACAUUUCCAGAGAAGCUAUUGUUCUGCUCCAAAACGACGGAACCUUGCCCUUGACAAAAAGCAACGUUCCCCGCGUCGCACUUCUAGGGCCUUAUGCAGACAUCCUGAACACCGGCCAGUACGCCGCCAACAAUGCAUCGGACUCAUCUUACGGUGACACAUUUCGAACAAGUCUUGAGCGGGAGCUUGGGGCCGAAAAUGUCAAGUAUGUGGCUGGCGUCGACAUUCUCAGCACGAACGAUAGCUCUGGCAUUGAUGCAGCCGUCGCCACCGCGAAGGAGAUCGGACUCGCCGUGGUUGUUCUCGGAUCUGGCUGGGGAUCAUUCGAUACAUCAUAUGAGUCGUUGCAUCGAACCGAUGGCGAAGGUUUUAGUCAUCCUGAUCUAGGGUUUCCGGGUCUGCAGCAAGAUCUCUUGGAUGCCGUCCUUGAUGCGGGUGUGCCAACAAUACUGGUCCUCAGUGGUGGACAGACAUUCCUGUUGAAUGAGUUAACUAAGAGAUCCAAGGCGAUUCUUCAUACCUGGCUCGCUGGAGAAUACACGGCUGAUGCUUUGGUUGAGAUUCUCUUCGGAGAUGUCAGCCCUAGUGGGAAGCUGACAAUCACAUUCCCCGAAGCAGAGGGCGCGUUUCCUGUUGCCUACGAUUACUUCCCGUCUGAUGAUGAGGGCGGCUUCGGUACUGCGACACAAUACGACUGGCAUCUCCCGGAAUUAACACGCUAUGCUCCCAUUAGAUUUGGCUUCGGACUGAGCUAUACGACUUUCAACAUCUCGUCGCCUUCUCUGACAUGUCAAUCUGCCAGCAACAGCAGCGUUCCCGCUGUGUGCGACCAAAACAGCCAGGUGACCGUCACAGUAGAUGUGACCAAUACUGGCAGUGUAUUCGGCCGAGAGGUUGUUCAACUCUACUACCGUCCGGAAUAUACCCAGAUCGAGUUUCCAGUCAUGAAGCUCAUUCGCUUUCACAAGGUGGGAAUUAAAGCAGGCGAGUCGAAAGAAGUCACACUGUCUGUCCCGUACAACGAACUCGGCUAUUUCGUCGGUGGAGAGUGGGAGGUUGAGACAGGACUUUACAAUUUCUGGGUGGGGAGCAGCUCAAGAACUGAGGAUCUGCAAAGCCUGAACGCAACUCUGGUGUAA
Messenger RNA from Colletotrichum chrysophilum, 1821 nucleotides. RefSeq lists its product as uncharacterized. NCBI's taxonomy places the organism in Eukaryota, Fungi, Ascomycota, Sordariomycetes, Glomerellales, Glomerellaceae. The coding region runs from base 1 to 1821 and encodes 606 amino acids. Gene Ontology annotation, molecular function: beta-glucosidase activity. Gene Ontology annotation, biological process: glucan catabolic process. The transcript has a single exon. The record is from RefSeq and is a predicted model, not a curated record.